Messenger RNA from Musa acuminata subsp. malaccensis (wild Malaysian banana), 1991 nucleotides. RefSeq lists its product as uncharacterized. Gene Ontology annotation, molecular function: double-stranded DNA binding. NCBI's taxonomy places the organism in Eukaryota, Viridiplantae, Streptophyta, Magnoliopsida, Zingiberales, Musaceae. The record is from RefSeq and is a predicted model, not a curated record. Gene Ontology annotation, biological process: regulation of DNA-templated transcription.
GUUACACACGCUGCAUAUAGGAAUUAGGGUUUAGCUUGGGGUACUCGCUUCUCUCCUACAAUGGCGGCUGCCACGCUCCACUCCGUACUCCGCCGCAAUAGCCUCCUGCCCUUGUUCGAAACCCGCCGCCUUCGAGAUCUCCUCUUCUUCUCCUCCUCUGUCGACCGUGCCACCGCCGUAUGCGGCACCACAUCUCCAGAUCCCCACUCCAUGGUGGAAUACCUCGUGAACUCCUGCGGGUUCUCCCCCUCCGAGGCAGCCAUGUUCUCUAAACCCCUCGCGCACCUCCGAUCCACCGAGAAACCCGACUCCGUCCUUAACUUCAUGAGAUCUCAGGGCUUCGAUGGCGCCGCUAUUAGGAAGGUGAUAUCUAUGAAACCCAAUUACCUAUGCUACAACGUGGAGACGAACCUCGCCCCGAAGUUUCAGUUCUUACGCGAUUUGGGACUAUCGGAGUCGGACAUCGUCGAUGCCAUUCUGAAGAACCCUGCUAUUCUGCGCCUCGACGUUCACCGUUCCUUGGUCCCCAAAUUGGAGAUGUGGGAAAGUCUCUUGGGAUCGAGAGAGCUCGUUCUCAAGCAUCUCAAGAAGCCAACACGGUUUUUCUUCUCCAGCGUUGAGAAGACAUUGCAUCCUAACCUAAAGUUCUUAACGGAUGAGUGCGGCAUUCCUGAAGAAAGGGUUUUUCUCGUCUUGAGAAGUCAGCCACAAUUAAUCACAAAUAAACCAAAGUCACUCCGAGCUUUGGUGGCGAGAGCCGAUGAGCUGGGGAUGCCACGGCAAUCUCGGAUGUUCCUGUGGACAGUUAAUAUUCUCCAGAGGGUAAGCAAAGAAAGUUUCGAGGCCAAGGUCGAGUUCAUGAGGAGGUUCGGGUGGUCGGAGUCGGAGUUUUCUUCUGCUGUCAGGAAAGCACCCACCUUCAUAGGCAUGUCCCUCGAUACGUUGGGCAGAAAAAUGGAAUUUUUUAUCAAUGUUGUCGGUUGCACCCCUUCCUUCAUCGCUGACAAAUCAUAUCUCUUGCUAUUUAGUCUGCAGAAGAGGAUAAUUCCUCGGUUUCGUGUCACAGAGAUGUUGAAAUCGAAAGGAUUGUUGACUGGACAAGCCAAGUUUCCAUACAUUCUCGGAUUAUCAGAUACCAAAUUCUUGGAGAAGUUUGUUCUCCCUCACAAAGAAAAUGUUCCUGAGCUGCUCGAUAUUUUGAGAGUUGAGGGCGUGUGUAAAGGAAAAUGAUACCUUUCAUUUGGUAUCGGAGGCUGAGAAAGGGCUUAGCUGAUGGUCUAAUUUGCCAACGACGAAGUAUGCAGUGGCUUCGAUGGAAUUUGAAAGACCAGUUGCACUGGGUUGAUCAGGAGUCACCAGCUCUUCUGAAAUGUCUUCAACCUCCUUUGGAAUUGCUAAAGCUUUUCUCGCAUCAACAAACUCUUGCAUGCCUCCAUAGGCUUCUGCUCGUCCACUCUUUGUGAUUCCAGGUGCAGAUCUCUUCAUUCUUGGAGUUCAUUCUUGGAUUUGGUGGAUGCAACUUCUCAUCAUCAUAGCUGAAGCUUCUGCUCUACUUGAAAGCUUUUAGAAGGCUGCACAACUAAAUUUCUCCAACAUCUGAAUCGAACUAAUUCCCUUGAGUUAGUCUAUUCUCUGGUUCCUUCAGAAUAUUUUGGAUGUCAUUUUAUUUCUUAUUUCAAGUCUUUAUGUUGUCAAUGUGGUCCAUGUUUCCCGCAUCAUGAACCGCACGGCCCAUUGGCUAGUCAAUCUAGGAAGGGCUGUAAAUUCUCUGUUUUUUUGGGUCUUGUAAUGAUAGAUCAGUUUAGCUCAGUAUCUAAUCUGCUUUAAUCUUUUUUGAAAUUUCUCCUUUUUUGGUAAAAACAAAACAAAAACUCUAACAUGUAAGCUCAGAAGGUGACAAUUAAAUGUGUAUUGCAACAUCCUGUAAUUGGCUUUAGUUCUUGUUGUAGAGUUUAUGAACAUUUACAUCACUAGUAUUUCAGAUUUAUGCA